UCUGACACACGACGCAAGAACUGGGUGUGCACAUUUCUGAUAGAAGACGUUUGCUUUUCAACCAGCCAGGUUUGUUGUCGAUUGUCCACCGUAGAAAGACUGGCAUCCCGGUAAGGAGACGGUCGACUACGAAUACACAAUAAUGGAUCCAUUUACAGAGAAAUUGCUGGAGCGCACUCGUGCGCGGCGUGAGAACCUCCAGAAGAAGAUGGCGGACAGGCCCACGGCGGCCGGCCGACCCAUGGCCAAAAGGAGCCGAGAGCCCCUGGCUGAGAACAACAGCACCCUGAUCGCAGAGCCGCCCGUCGAAAAGGUGCUGCCCUCCGCUAAGCCCUCCCCCUCUAAGCGGCGCUGCUCGGACGAGAACGCCCUCAACGUGCCUGCCGUGGAGACGGAGAACAAGCAGCCAGAGAUCCCUCGCACCCGCACGCCUACCACCACCACAGCAGCAGAGCCUGUCAUCGUGGACAGGAAGCCCCCCAUCGCCCCCUCUUUAUCCAGCAGCAACAACAGCACGCGGCCUACCCUCUCCUCAUCCUCAUCCUCGUCACUGGAGAGACCUGCUCCCGCUCCUGUUGCCACCCAGCCCCCUACUAUGGCACCCCAGGUCUUGGCCCCCCAGCCGACCCCGGAGCCAAUGGUGGAGCGCACAGCCGUGUGUCCCCCAGAGCAGGCUGUCAGGGGUGGCAGUGUGGAGACGAAGCCCCAGCCUGCAGCCCCGUCGGUGGGGGAGGCCGACGCCCCAGUAGCCACCUCUGGCAUGAAGGCUCGGCUGCAGAAGUUAGCUGCUCAGAGACACAACUGGGACUCGGCAGCCCCAUCCGAUGAUGUCACCAUGGGCAGCCCCAUCCAGCGUUACGACGUGCCCCCGGACCCCGUCCCCGCCCCCUCCUCCUCGGGCACCCCGCUGGGCAGGAAAGGGCGCUUUGCCAACCUCGCCGCCACCAUCGGCUCUUGGGAAGACGAUCUGAGCCACCCCUCGGCCUCCGUUGCCCCGUGCAGAGACAAUGCACAAGGGGCACGGCCGAAGCCUGGCACUGGAUCCAGCAGCGGCACACGCCAGCCCCCUCCACCCUACGGCUCUGCUCCGCAAACAGCCUCCUCCAAGACGCAAGCCGCCAGCAAGCCUACCCCUGCCCCUGCACCUGCCCCUGCCCCUUCAGCCCGUCAGACCCCCGUGUGUUCUCCGGUGAAGUCCAGCCGCGUGGUGCUACCGAGCGCUCAGCACACGGAGAUCCCCGAGCCCCGUCCCACCGCCCAGACCACCACCAGAGCUCUCCCUUCCCCCUCUCCUGUCUCCAGCCCCCAGAAGACCCCCGCCUCCAGGCAGCCAAGCGGACCAGCAGCACCCAGAGGGGGGAUAGUCCAUCCCGCCAGCCCCCAGAAAACCCCCUUGUCCCAGGGCAGCAGCUCCGCGUCACAGAGCCCCCUGAAGAAGAUCCAGGGCUCCAGGGAGCUGGAGGCAGGGAAGGGGGCGGUUGGUGCUGCUUUGGCCAGUAAGACAGCCACCGCUGCUACUGCUACUGCUGCUGGAGCUCUGGCCCCUGCUGCUGCUACCCCCCUGCAGUCCCAGCACAGAGAUGCCACCCCUGCACAACCCAAGGCAACCACUGGCACUCCAGGUGUGAAGUCGUUCCUGGAGCGUUUUGGGGAGAGGUGCCAGGAGCUGAACACCAACAAGAACUCCCCGUCCGUGUCCAAGGGGACCCCCACUACCCCAGCUGCCACCGCCGCCGCUUCCAGUGGCACCCCCAAAUCCCUCCUGAUACAGGAGAGACUGAACAAGAUCCAGGGCACCACCCCCACCUCCACCACUGCUGACCUCACCCAGAAGCAGAAGAUGGAGCGGGAGAUGGAGCUGGCCCAGAUACGCAGUCGCUUCCAGAAGGGCAACGCCGUGAGGAACACCAAACCAGAAGCCUCAUUCAACAGGAGUGACUCGAAGGAGAGGGAUUCCAGCAAAGAGUCUCUGGCCCCCUCUGUUGGUGAUGUGAGCACAGACACUGAGAUGAAGUCAAAAGCUCCCACAUCGCCCUGUGUCACGUCGAGCCCAAGGAAGAAGAUGGAAGGUUUAGCUGAGAAGAAGACAGUAGAGUUCAAGGAAGUUGAGAAAGAUGGUGCAGAGAGAAGUCACGAAGAGAGAGUGAAGGCAGUCGAGGAAGAGGAAGAUAAGAAGGAUGAAGAGGAAGUGAUUGAGAAGGAAAUGAACGUGGACGGUUCCUCCAUCAACUCAGCGGUGAUCAACGAGCUGUUUGAUGGAGUGCUGGAGGAGAGCAAUGAGCAGAGUGUUGGAGAAGAGGAUGAUGAUGAAGAGGACGCACUGAACAUCUCCUCCAUGUCUCUGCUGACCGAGACUGUGGCAGCAGCCGUCAAAAGCCCAGAGAGGAAACUACUGACGUCGACCCCGGCCAGCUCCUUCCUGGAGAAGAGCAGCACUCCGGAGAGCUCCUCGUCUUCGCGGCAGAGCAGGUUCCAGAGGGUUCGCAUGCUCCGCGCCGGCUCCUCCGACAGCCUGGAGAACCCAGACGAGGAGCAGAACCUGCUCUACAGUAUCGAUGCGUACAGGUCGACGCGCGUGAAGGCAGAGACGGAGCGGCAGCACGUGAAGCAGGUGAUCGUUCGCAAGGAAGACGUAUCCCAGAGGGCCGAGCAGCAGAGCAGGGCAGCCAGCCAUGUCAGCAUCAAGCAGAAGAUGAAGGAGCUGACCAAUGAGCUGAACCUGCAGCAGACGGUGAUCCACCAGGCCAGCCAGGCGCUCAACUGCUGCACAGACGAGGAGCACGGCAAGGGGUCACAAGUGGAGGCAGAGGCAGAGAGACUACUGCUCAUAGCCACGGAGCGUCGCGUGGCCCUGAAGGCAGAGCUGGAGCGUGUGAAGGCCGCGGGCCCCGGUGUGGACCAAAGAGGGGGCCCCGGGGAGGGGGCCUCUGCCACGGCCUCCAAAGGCUCCAUCAGCCUACUGGAGCUCCGCCUGCCACUCAAGGCGGACUUCGUCUGCUCCACCGCCAACAGACCAGAGUUGAGUAGUCAUUACUUCUUCGUGAUGAUCCGUGCCGGGCCUGAGAACAGCGUGGCUACUCCCUUGGCCAACACACGCAGCGCACUGAGUGGAGAUGCCCUCACAUUCGCCACCAAGUUUGAACUGCCGAACGUGUCAAACGACUUUGAGAUUGACAUUGAAGUCUACUACCUGGUUCACAAAAGAGAGCUGCACUCAGACAAGAGGAAGAAGCCCACCAAAUCAAAGAUCCUUCUGGAGUGUGUUCAUGAGCUCCACGACGUGUGCUUUUCGGCUAUCACUCCUAAGCGCUUCCUGGCCAUAACCAAGAGUAAUCUGCAAACUCCAGUUGUAGCCAGCCCCGGGGGACCUAAUGCUGUGCGCACCAGCAAUUUCUCCCUUGUGGGCUCUCACAAGCUAACGCUGGCCUCCAUUGGCAAGAACAAGUUCCCUCUGGAGAAGAUCAAAUAUGAAGGGCUUGAGAGAGAGCUACUCAGUGACAUGUUUCAGAAAAAGGUGCCAUUCCUGUGUCCGCUGGAAGGUCAUAUCUAUCUGAAGAUGCAGUGUGAAGUGGGAUCCCGUGUGGAGGAGAGAGGCUUCCUGACGAUGUUCGAGGACGUGAGCGGCUUUGGGGCGUGGCACAGGAGGUGGUGUGUUCUCUCAGGAUACUGCAUCUCCUACUGGACCUACCCUGAUGACGAGAGACGCAAGAACCCCAUUGGGCGGAUCAACCUGGCCAACUGCACGAGUCACCGGGUGGAGCCGGCUAACCGCGAGUUCUGCGCUCGGCCCAACACCUUCGAGCUCAUCACAGUGCGACCACAGCGCGAGGAUGACCGUGAGACGCUUGUCAGCCAGUGCCACAACACCAUGUGUGUCACCAAGAACUGGCUGAGUGCGGACACAAAAGACGAGCGUAACCUGUGGAUGCAGAAGCUGAACCAGAUCCUGGUGGACCUGCGCACCUGGCAGCCAGACUCCUGCUACAGGCCCCUGUAGAGCAUGCAGUGCACCCUAGUGCCUGGGAAGAACAACUGCAGCUGGUCUUGGAAAAACGGCUGCUCAGCCACCUACUCCACCAAUGGCCUAUCAAUUGGUCACAUUCAGGGACAGUCGGGGGAGAUGUGCAAUACAAGCCCGAGUUGAAUAAUAAGAAACCUGUUUGCGUAUUUCGGAAAAAGUCCUUUCCUUAUUUUUUAAGUUAAUGACAAUGACGCAUGUGUCAAUAAAGCCAUACUUUCUGAGCUGGGUGUUUUGCAGGCAGUUUAAAAGAGAUGGGAGGGCAGGAGAUUGAACCUUCCUUUAUGUUCCUGGCCUAUCAGAUGGGAUGGCCUGAUGGCUUUGUUUUCUUAUUCCAACAACACUGGGAUGCAUUUCUCGAAACCAUAGUUGCUAACUACAGUAGCUACUUUGUUGUUUGCAAUGCAAUUUCCCUUUGGCAACUAUCGAAGUUGCUAACUGGCUAACAACUACACUCUCCAGAAAUGCACCCCUGAGCUGUUCACAUGUCACAGGGCCGUCUGCUCUGUGUUUGAUUGAUGGGCCUGUAUGCCAAUGAUUAAGGAUGAUCAAAUGGCAAUCUAGGCUAAUCAAUUGCCUCUGACGAUGUCUUUUAUUUGUUAGUUUCAAGGAUUGUUUUAACCUUUUUUUGUCCUCCUAAAGUGUCAGACGUGCACAUUCUAUAGCGUGUGAUGUAGGACAGUAUUAAUAUGUUGAUCUACAGAUGUUCAAUUUAUACUAUAUUUUUAACACGACUUUGUCAAUUUUCAGAAAAAUACAUAAAAGUACAGUUUGUUUUCUUUAAAGAUUGUAUUUAUCAUGUAAUUCACCAUUGGAACUGUCUAAGAUGUUGUAUUUACUACUUAACUACCAGCAAAACACUUCUUUGUUUUUAUGUACAUCUGUGUGAGUGUCUGUCUGUCUGUCUGUCUGUCUGUCUGUGCUGAGAUUUCCUAGAGCCAAAUGGUUAUUGCUUGUUACUAUCAAUGAGUGCUCUGAGUUUUGAGUGAGUGUAGAGGCUAACUGCUGUAUUCUAAUGGUGUAUUAUAUUCAAUGUAUUCCGUGUAUAUUCAAUGGAGGGGUGAGGUUCAGGUGAUGCAGCCUGAACUGCUUCUCUAUGAGUGAUAUGGGAUGGCUGGGAGAGUUUUCUUUUUGUUUUUAAGCGUUUACACUAAACAUGUGCGAAGUGCGCUUUGCUUUGCCACGACAUCUUCAUAUCAAUGGAGAUAUCAAUAUAUUUUGGGCAAGAGUUUGUGUGGGAUAUAUCUAUGUAUAUAUUUUUUUGCUCACAUGCUUUACCACCGUGGCACACAACAGUGACAGGAUCACAGUCGUGGUCACGCCCUGCACCAGAGGACAUUAUGAUGCUACCUUUGAUGGACAGCUUCACUUGUACACCUGCACACUUCACCUGUGCUGAUUCACAAACUGCUGCCUUAUAUUACCGACGCACUCCUAAACCAGAACAAUGUUACCUGUCUGGAAACCAAUAAAUUCCAAGAUUUGAUCAAUGCA
Engraulis encrasicolus (European anchovy) is the source of this 5512-nucleotide messenger RNA. It is a transcript of the gene anln, whose product is annotated as anillin, actin binding protein. NCBI's taxonomy places the organism in Eukaryota, Metazoa, Chordata, Actinopteri, Clupeiformes, Engraulidae. The transcript has 27 exons. The record is from RefSeq and is a predicted model, not a curated record. Gene Ontology annotation, cellular component: actomyosin contractile ring. Bases 143 to 3997 code for a protein of 1284 amino acids. Gene Ontology annotation, biological process: actomyosin contractile ring assembly; septin ring organization; mitotic cytokinesis.